Molecule: messenger RNA, 5862 nt
Organism: Paralichthys olivaceus (Japanese flounder)
Lineage: Eukaryota; Metazoa; Chordata; Actinopteri; Pleuronectiformes; Paralichthyidae
Gene: xpr1a
Product: xenotropic and polytropic retrovirus receptor 1a
Biological process (GO): phosphate ion transport; cellular response to phosphate starvation
Cellular component (GO): cytoplasm; Golgi apparatus; plasma membrane
Molecular function (GO): inositol hexakisphosphate binding
Source: RefSeq, a predicted model, not a curated record
GAAGAAUUGAGUAAGGGGUGAGGAGGGUGAGUAAAGGGUGAGGGGGGUAAUUGACCACGCUGCCAGCACUUUGACAGGAGGUCCCAUCCACGCCCGGUGCCCCUGCGCGCUCUGCUGACGCAACCACGUCGCCCGUGGCUCAACGCGAUGGCGGACCGCACUGUCCCCAGACCUGCCCAGGAAGGAACGGAGCAAAGUCACUGACUGAGCCUCUCUCCCCGGCUCCGUCACACGCGACCACCUGUUUUAUAAAGAAACAAACUAACCCAGACAGAGGGGCUGCUGUCACCGCGGUCCCUCCCGUGAAGUAGUAUGUGGGACGGGAUCCGCUCGGAGCGCACCGACCGGGACGAGCCAGAAGUGGAGUGAGCGGAGCGGAGUGCGCCGGGCUGACGCGCCGCAUGUGGAGCUGCAGCAAGUUCACUGACAUUCACACUAAAACAGAAAGUCGCGUCGACGGGGACAGAAGCUGAGGAUUUUAAGGUUCGAAGAGGGGGACAGCUGCUCCGGCAAAAUGAAAUUCGCGGAGCAUCUUUCUUCCCACAUCACUCCCGAGUGGAGGAAACAAUAUCUCCAGUAUGAGGCGUUCAAGGAAAUGCUGUAUGCUGCCCAGGACCAAGCUCCAUCCAUAGAAGUCACUGAUGAAGACACGGUGAAGAGAUACUACGCCAAGUUUGAGGAGAGGUUUUUCCAGACCUGUGAGAAGGAGCUGCUGAAAAUCAACACCUUCUAUUCAGAAAAGCUCGCUGAAGCCCAGAGACGUUCUGCCACGCUGCAGAAUGAGCUCCAGUCAUCACUGGACGCUCAGCGCGAGAGCAACGCACCGCCCGGCCUUCGCAAGCGCAAGACCAUGUUCCACCUGUCGCAGGAGGAGCGCUGCAAACACCACAACAUCAAGGACCUGAAGUUAGCCUUCAGCGAGUUCUACCUCAGCCUCAUCCUGCUCCAGAACUACCAGAACCUGAACUUCACUGGUUUCCGUAAGAUCCUGAAGAAACAUGACAAGAUCCUGGACACUCCUCGCGGCGCAGACUGGCGUGUGGCUCACGUGGAGGUGGCGCCUUUCUACACCUGCAAAAAGAUCACACAGCUCAUUUCUGAGACAGAAACUCUUGUCACCACAGAGCUGGAGGGAGGAGAUCGUCAGAGGGCCAUGAAGAGGCUGAGGGUUCCUCCACUGGGGGCAGCUCAGCCUGCUUUGGCGUGGACAACCUUUCGUGUGGGUCUCUACUGCGGCUUCUUUAUCAUUCUCGCCAUCGCCUUUGUUCUCACCGGUGCUGUGUUCAUCCGCUACGAGAACGUGUGGCCUCUGGUGCGGAUCUAUCGGGGCGGUUUCCUGUUGAUCCAGUUCCUCUUCCUGUUGGGCAUCAACACUUAUGGAUGGAGGCAGGCCGGAGUCAACCAUGUUCUCAUCUUCGAGAUCAAUCCCCGCAACAACCUGUCACACCAACACCUGUUUGAGAUCGCUGGUUUCCUGGGUGUGUUGUGGUGUCUCAGCAUCCUCUCCUGUCUCUACUCAGAGUUCACCUACCUCCCCAUGCAGAUCAACCCUCUCAUCCUUUAUGGCUUCAUGCUGCUUUUCCUCAUCAACCCUUUCAAGACCUGCUACUACAAAUCACGUUUCUGGCUCCUCAAGCUGCUGUUCCGCGUGUUCACGGCGCCAUUUCACCGUGUGGAGUUUGCAGACUUCUGGUUGGCUGAUCAGCUGAACUCGCUGGUGUUUGUCCUGAUGGACCUGGAGUAUCUCGUCUGCUUCUACAUCUUCGAGCUGCAGUGGAGCAACAGCAAGGGUCUGCUGCCCACAGUUAAAGAUCCUAAUGACUAUAUGUGCCACAGCUACUCGUACGGUCUGCGUGCCAUCAUCCAGUGUCUGCCCGCCUGGUUCCGCUUCAUCCAGUGUCUGAGGCGUUACCGUGACACAAAGAGGGCCUUCCCUCACCUGGUGAAUGCUGGGAAAUAUUCUACCACCUUCUUUGUCGUCACCUUUGCUGCGCUAUACGCCACACACAGAGAACAAGGACACACGGAUGCCGACAUGUUCUUCUAUCUGCUCAUCGUCUUCUCCACCAUCAGCUCCCUCUACACACUGAUCUGGGAUCUGAGGAUGGACUGGGGUCUGUUCGACCGUGGAGCCGGAGAAAACACCUUCCUCAGAGAAGAAAUCGUUUACCCCCAUAAGGCCUACUACUACUGUGCCAUUAUCGAGGACGUGAUCCUACGUUUUGCCUGGACGAUCCAGAUCUCUCUGACCACAACGACAAAGAUCCACUCUGUGGGCGACAUCAUAGCCACCGUGCUCGCUCCUCUCGAGGUCUUCAGGCGUUUUGUGUGGAACUUCUUCCGUCUGGAGAACGAGCACCUGAAUAACUGUGGUGAGUUCCGUGCGGUGAGGGACAUCUCAGUGGCGCCGCUCAACGCUGACGACCAGACGCUGCUGGAGCAGAUGAUGGACAGCGAGGACGGCGUCCGGAACCGCUCGGGCAAGAAGACCUGGAAGAGGUCCUACAGCCUGUCACUCCGACGCCCCCUACUGUCCUCCUCACAAUCAAAAAAGGACACGAAGGUGCUAAUCGAAGACACGGAUGAUGAGGCCUUCAGCUGAGUCCACAACGUCAUCACACACACAACCACACACACACACACACUCAGACAUAGUAUACUUAUACGGACCUCAUUCACUAACAUCCAACCUCAGCCCUCCUCCCUUAUAGUUCUCUCUAUGUGUAGUGACCCCGUCCCCCCCAGCUCAAACCUUUAAAUCAGGACUCUCAGUCUGAAUUUACCUCAUCUCUACUUGUUUGUGAGUACAUUUGGUCUUUAUAAGUAUAGGAACACACUGUAAUGUAGAAACACACACACACACACACACACACACACACACAUAUAUAUAUAAACCUGCUGAAGCACAAACACAGAGUAGUAUUGCUACAGUCGAGAGUAGACAGACAGACAGACAGACAGACAGACAGGUGGACAGACAUCAUGCACGUAACUAGUAACACAGACCACACUGCCCUGAGAUUAUUCUCUUCUUUUUUAAUGGACUUUUUAGUCUGUUGUUGUUGUUUCUUUAGAUUAUCCUCGAUUGUUUUCUUUCCUGGAUUUAAAAAGGAGAAUCUGUACACAUGAGGCUACACACGACUGUUUACACGUCUUUCUAACUCCACUAGGAUCAACAGGGAGAAGACAAAGCCGACUGAAAGACUUAACAUGAAUCAGUAGAAACCCGAGGAAGGACUCUUCACACAUCGCAGCAUAUCAAAAAACAAAUCAACUGGUUUCCACUUGUUGAUUCUUUUUAUAUCCAUCUUCUUUCUUCUUUUUCUUUGCCGAGCUGUAAUAACGUCAGUGUACAAUCACAGUCCUUGCAGAGGCACUUGCAGGAAAAGUGCGUUUUAAUACACAGAGCAUGAAAAAAAAAAACUACUUGUACACAAAAGGGAUGUUUUGACUCAAACAUUUCUAGUCUGUGAUGUUGCUUUGUAAUAUAUUUAAUAUAUUUGAUGUAUGUUAUUACUCUAUUACAAUUGUUCAGUACUUCUACAUGUGUUGUUUAUACUAGUGAGACUAGUUUAAUGAUCCACACGAUGAUUGUUAAUGUAUUUUAUAACAUUUGGAAAUGUUUUUUCUUGGUUAUACUUGUGCCAAAAUUUUAAUAAGCUCGUUUUCCGUCCUCGAUUUUAUGCCCAACCUCCAAUUAGAGCAAAAAUGACUCGUGAGUCGUCACAGUUAUGGUUUCAGGUCACCUCAAAGUGCCCUGUUAGCUACCGUCUGUUGUAUGUGCAUUGAGAUUCUCUGCAUUAAUUACCAAAGCUUUGUUUUUAAUGAAUGUGUCUGCGGCUUUUUAUAUCCAACCUGUCUGAGUGGCCCGAAAGCUUAUUUAAAAGAUUGGAGUGUUUUUCUCUUAUUCUCUUAAAGUGCAUGUGUUAUUGGGCUGUAUUAGCAGGUAGUCUCUGUUUUGUAGGUGCUCCCAGUAAUAUGAGUAGAAAUAGAAUUGCACUCGGUAGGAAGCAUACCUCCGCCAAGGUCCAACAGUCCCCCAAUAAAACCACGGUUAUCACACACAAAAAUAUCAGCAUGACUGAUUUCUUUCAUCAAGAUCCAUGAAUUAUCCUCCGAGAAAUCAACUAAAAUGUAAAAAGACUCAAAAUUUCAUGCAAACUAACAAACGCAGAUGAAAACGUGACCUUGCUGGAGGUGAUUACUAGUAUUACUGUCAAUGUUUGUGUAGAAUAGCGAUCAUAGGCCCUAUAGGAAGAAAACGCUCAGUGUUGCCAGAUUGAACAGUUUCUACCCACUUUUGUACAGUUUCAGUGGAUUUCCCAAAAUUGAUAGUUUGGCUUUAUAUUUCAAUGUGUUUGCCUAUUUUUAUUCUACGAGUAAGAAAUCAUCAAACAUCUGAAAUGACAAUUAAAGUACAUUUUUUGAUGAUAAGGCUCCUUGGUGGAAGUCAGAACUGGCAACACUGCAUAAGCUCAUCGAGGGCCCUUACAGUAUAUCCAGUAAAUAUGUGGAAACCCUGACACGUCUCACAGCUCUUGUGUGGGUUUGAGCUCCUGAAUCAGGGACCUAGGUGUGAUUUUUCACCACAUUCUGCGUCACCGGAUUUGUUCAACUCUAAUGUUGGUCGUUAAUUUUAGCACUCUUUAAACAAUAAUUUCAAGUUUGAAUUUGACACAGACAACCAGGAAAACGUGCCACUGUUCGACCCUCAUCUCAUCCCUGAGCCGGCAGCCUUCGUUUGCAGAGCUGUUGCUUCAUCUUUUUAAAAACGUGCUGAUGUUCAAAGGCCCCCUGACUUUUAGAGACACGUCUCUGUAGCUUCAGUGCUGGUUCAUGUGUCUCACUCUCUCUCCUCGCUGCACUCUCUGCUCUGCUGUUCCUCCCUGUGGCUGCACUGAGUCACCAUUGCUCAUGAAACAAAUCACAGAAAGCUACAAAUGUGAAGCAGAAACGUUCCCGUUUCUCCCACUUCUGUUUUUGUUUGUUCCCGCAGCAGCUUAAAGACUCAGUUUUGUGCGUGAUGAGCUUAAUGUGAACUGGAAACCUGGAAAGUGAAUUGCUGUACCUGUUAAAACGUAGAUGGGUAGCUUCCCUGUCUAUUCAAACACACUGGACACAUAACUGUACAUGACGUACGUGACACACACACACACACACACACCGGCCCUCUCUCUCGUGUCGGAGAGCACAACACUACAGCAGGUAGUUUUUGUAAAAAGGCUCUGUUGUCUUGCUUGCAUGCUGCUUUUUGUUUUACAUUGUACAUAGAUCUUAAUUUAUUCGACAUGAUGUGUAUAGUAUCGAUCAUUGCAGCCCCUCUGACAAUGAUCGGUUUCGUAUGUUGCCAUGUUUGCUCUGAGACAAGCAGUAUUUUCUAGGUGACGAGGAGCGUUUUGUCGACCCUGCACUCUUUCAUGUGUAAAUCUGUCGAAAGUGUUUGUAUUAAACUAAGAGGGAAAAAAAGAAGAUCCAUAGAAAUGGAGAACGUGAUUGGUUGUAUUUAUCGGUGAUUCCUUCUUAUUUCGAGGCGUCAUCGUCGUCAGGGGUUGGGGGUUAUAUCCCCGUGUCCUGCAGCUGUAAUCCUGUUUGUACAUCUGUGAAUGUGCAUGAAACUAUAACUAUGUGGACGUUGCGUCUGUUGUUGUGAGCCUCCCUGCAGACAGAAGCACUUUGAGUUAGGGAGCAGGAGCGAGGACCCACACCACACUCAUUACAAGAUACCGUUAAACUGAUCCCAGAUCUGCUCAAGCUUCUCAUCCCGUUCUCAUAAACAGAACAGGAACUUUAUUUGCUCGCUGGAAGCAGUUCAAGAUGCUCCUCAAACAUUUUUACAGUUUGUGGAUCCGACAGACGAAUAUA